CCUCCUUCCUCGGAGUUAGGGCUCCGGAGCCAAGCGGCAAUGGAGCAAAGCGAGCCGGACCAGCAGCACCAUGGCCUGGGCGGCGCUCCUCCUGGUCCUUGCGGCGGGGCUUUUCCUUGAAGGCGGCACUUCUCCCCCUCCUCUGGCUCCUCUCCCCCCUCUUGCCCACUCGCUGCCCCUCCAGCACCAGCAGCCGGGCGGAGGCGGCUGCCCUCGGGGCGGCGGCGGGCGCUUCGUCAACGUGACCGAGUCCGGCGCCGAGUGCCUGCCUUGGGCGGAGGUGCCCACUUUCCUGGAGAAGACCCCGCAAGGGAAGGGGCUCCGCGGGCAGCGCAACUUCUGCCGCAAUCCGGACGGGCGCAGCAGGCCCUGGUGCUUCUAUCGCAACGGCCGAGGCAGGGUGGACUGGGGCUACUGCGACUGCCGGCAAGGCUCAGUGAGGCUUCGAGGUGGCAAAAAUGAGUUUGAAGGCACAAUUGAAAUUUAUCUUAAUGGAAUAUGGGGAACGAUCUGCAGUCAUCAUUGGGAUGAUACAGAUGCAUCAGUCAUAUGCCGGCAGCUUGAACUUGGAGAGAGAGGCACAGCAAAGCACACCCCAUUUGCUGGACUGGGCCUUAUCCCUGUUUACUGGAGUAACGUACAUUGCCAUGGUAAUGAAGAAAACAUCCUGCUAUGUGAAAAAAGUAUCUGGCAGGAUGGAACGUGUCCUCAAAAUAUGGCAGCUGCUGUCACAUGUAGCUUUUCCCAUGCCUCUGAUUUCAUGCCAGUCCGGCUAGUAGAUGGGAGCAGCACAUAUGAAGGAAGAGUUGAAGUGUACCAUUCUGGUCAGUGGGGAACCAUCUGUGAUGACCAAUGGGAUGACGCUGAUGCUGAGGUAGUCUGCAGGCAACUUGGCCUUGGGGGAGUUGCCAAGGCAUGGAGCCAGGCUUAUUUUGGAGAAGGCUCAGGUCCUGUGCUACUGGAUGAAGUGCGUUGUACGGGAAAUGAGCUGUCUAUAGAAGAGUGUCUGAAGAGUUCCUGGCGAGAACACAACUGUGGCCACAAAGAAGAUGCAGGGGUUUCCUGUACACCUCUAGCAGAUGGUGCAAUCAGACUCUCAGGCGGGAAAAGCAGCCAUGAAGGACGACUGGAAGUGUUUUACAAUGGACAGUGGGGCACAAUUUGCGAUGAUGGGUGGACUGAAUUGAACACACAAGUGGUUUGCCGGCAGCUGGGCUUUAAAAAUGGAAAAAGCAUAUUGGAACGCUAUCCAAGAGAGAAUACUGGACCCAUCUGGCUGGAUGAUGUGAGUUGCUCAGGAAAGGAACCUGCCCUCCUUCAGUGUUCCAAGAAGGAAUGGGGAAAACAUGACUGUAGCCACCAAGAGGAUAUCCGAAUAAGUUGCUAUCCAGAUAAUGAUAGCCACAGAAAUUUACUAGGGCCUCCUAUCAGACUGAUGGAUGGUGAAAAUAAGAAAGAGGGCCGAGUGGAGAUUUUUAUCAAUGGACAGUGGGGAACAAUUUGUGAUGAUGGAUGGUCUGAUAAGGAUGCAGCUGUGGUGUGUCGACAACUUGGCUACAAAGGUCCAGCACGAGCAAGGACUAUGGCAUAUUUUGGAGAAGGGAAAGGCCCCAUACAUGUGGACAAUGUGAAAUGUACUGGAAGUGAGAGAUCCUUAGCUGAUUGCAUUAAACAGGAUAUUGGGAGACACAAUUGCCGACACAGUGAAGAUGCUGGAGUCAUCUGUGACUAUCUUAGCAAGAAGGCACCUGGCAACAGUAAUAAAGAUUCUCUUGCUUCUGUGUGUGGUUUGAGAUUAUUGCAUCGUCGCCAGAAACGGAUCAUUGGAGGAAAAAAUUCUUUACGAGGGGGAUGGCCCUGGCAGGUUGCCCUGCGCCUGAAAUCAUCCCAUGGUGAUGGAAGAUUACUGUGCGGUGCCACUCUUAUCAGCAGUUGCUGGGUCCUCACUGCAGCACACUGUUUUAAAAGGUAUGGCAAUAACACUAAGAACUAUGUGAUACGUGUUGGGGACUACCACACAUUGGUACCUGAGGAGUAUGAGGAAGAAAUUGGAGUACAAGAGAUUGUGCAGCAUAAAGAAUAUAGACCUGAGAGCAGUGACUAUGAUAUUGCACUAGUACGUUUGGAAGGGCCUGAAGAGCAGUGUGCUCGGUUUAGCACUCACGUUUUACCAGCCUGCUUGCCUCUUAGACGUGAGAGGCCACAGAAAACUGCACCAAAUUGCUACAUCACUGGUUGGGGUGACACAGGAAGAGCUUACUCCAGAACAUUACAGCAAGCUGCUGUCCCCCUACUUCCUAAGAGAAUUUGUGAAGAACGCUACCAGACAAAGUUCACAGGAAGGAUGCUCUGUGCUGGAAAUCUCCAGGAGCAGAAACGUGUGGACAGCUGCCAGGGAGACAGUGGUGGACCACUGAUGUGUGAACGCUCGGGAGAAAGUUGGGCUGUGUACGGGGUGACCUCCUGGGGUUAUGGCUGUGGAGUCAAAGAUUCUCCAGGUGUCUACACCAAAGUAUCCUCUUUUGUACCCUGGAUAAGAAGCAUAACCAAACUAUGACCAUCUUGCACCUACUGUUUUUAACAGUAUUUUUCCUCUGUAUGUUAUUUCCAGAUACUAAGGUUACUCAUUUUUAAAGUUUUGAACUCUUGAACAAGUAACAGGAAAGGCUACCAUACCAAUGCCCCCCCCCCCCCCCCCCCGGAACAAGCAGCAAAUUAAAUAGCUGCACAAAUCAGUUCAAUGUGUCUGGAUAAUGAUAGCCAUAAAGAGGGUUUCACUAACCUUUUAACUGGUUUAUCCAAUGUUUUACCUAUGCAGACAAAUGAAACCCUAUUAAUUCUAUUGCACUGUUGAGAGAAAUUUUCAGAACAAUGUAUUCUGAAGUAUGGUAAUCAUUUAUCCUUUGAAUGUGAUAAUUCCUUCUUCAUAUUUGAUGUUCAUAAGGGCAACAGGUGUUCACUGUAUCUGUUUCAUAUAGUCUACCACACUCAACCUUUAAUAAUAAUAGUUUAAUUUCUCACCCAACUCUCCUCAUGGCUUGAGGUGGGUUACAGCAGUCAAAACACACAUCGCAAAAUUUCUGUAAACACACAUAUUAAAAUGUAGCUCUAUAAAGGAUACAUAUUAAAAAUGGAUUUCUAUAGGACACGAGUUUAAAUUUCAUGCUUAAAACUGGCUAUGUAGGUUUGCCAAAAGACAAGUCUUUUGAUAGGUUUCAAAUUUCAGCAGCUAAUCAAAUCAUUGACACUUAUCUGGGUAAUUUCCUUGAAACCAUAGAACAGGAAAAUACGUAUUAUUUAUGGAUUGUACUUAGGCAAUAUUGUGAUAGCUGUGUCAGAAGGAAGGCGAGGUUCUAGUUCUACAUCAUACUUUUCAAAGAUAAAUUAAAAUUUAAAUAGUCACUAGUAAUGAGGUCUACUUUCUACUGAAUAAAUUUGUUUCAUGAAGUUAGCCUGUGGAUGCAUGUAUGUGAUGCCGAUACUGUUCUUAGCAUUUCCUUAUAUAUAUGAAUUUUGGUUGUUGCAUUGGUUAUCCAAUACCUCAGAAUCACUUGAACUGUAUAAAAUUGCUUUUGAUGAGUUCCUUUUUGCAACAAUAAAUGUACUUGUGUUAUGCCCAAUUUUAGAAAUAUGAAAGUGACGCUACAUUUCCUGCCCCUUUAAGCUUGCUUAGAUCAGGUUUCAGAAGGUUUUACUUAAUGUCUAAUAGAAUAGCCACCCAGAUAAGGGGGCAGAGUUCUUCUUAAAGCUGGAAUUAUGAAAACUGUCUAUCCAAGUCAUACUGUAUUGGGGAAGAUAACAAUUUAAAUAAAUAAUGUAGUUGAGUAUCCUUUAACUGGAACACCAAAAUACCCAUACCUCAAAACUGACCACAUGGGUGCCAAGAUAUACCUCGCACAAAAACGUAACAAAUAUUAUGUAAAACAAUUGCAAUUAGGUUUUGUUUAAGCUAUAAUGAAGCAUGCAACACAUUUUGCGUUUAGAUGGGUUCUAUCUCCAAAAUAUAGAUCUAUAUGCAAGAAUUCAAAAAUCCAAAAACAUCCAAAAUAUGGGAGACUCCUGGUACCAUGCAUUUCAGAUAUGGGAUACUCAAUUUGCAUUUUAAAAGGUUUAUAAACUCAAAAUUCUGUUCCAGUUUCAACUGACUUCAUUUGAUGCAAGCCAUACUUUACGAUGAACGAGGAUGUACUAGCAUUCUGAAAAGUAUACCCAGGAACCUCAUCUUUCUGGUACAUGUCUUGUUAUGCUACUUCAUUUUUGUCAGCAAAGCCAUACAAUGUAAACUUGUCCAGUAAAAUGUUACUAACGGAA
Messenger RNA from Anolis carolinensis (green anole), 4311 nucleotides. RefSeq names its product serine protease 12 (gene prss12). Gene Ontology annotation, cellular component: dendrite; terminal bouton; membrane. The coding region runs from base 71 to 2557 and encodes 828 amino acids. The record is from RefSeq and is a predicted model, not a curated record. NCBI's taxonomy places the organism in Eukaryota, Metazoa, Chordata, Lepidosauria, Squamata, Anolidae. Gene Ontology annotation, biological process: proteolysis. The transcript has 13 exons. Gene Ontology annotation, molecular function: serine-type endopeptidase activity.